GAGCAAUCUAUCUAUUCUACCCCACCUGACCUGACCCGCCGUGCCUCAACCGGUUCCGCGCGGCCAACGCGUCUUCCGGUCUGCCCCGUCGGCGAUAAUCCGCCGCCUAGCAAAGCGGCCGAGCCGAGCCGAUGGCGCUGGCGCUGGCCGGGCUCCCCCACGCCGCUUCCCGCCUCGUGCCUCGUGUCCGCCAGCCUCCCUUCCGCGCUCUCUGCGCCGCAGCUGCGGCCGGCGAUGCCUCGAAGCGGAUGCUGGUACUGUACACCAAGCCGGGGUGCUGCCUCUGCGAUGGACUCAAGGAGAAGCUCCACGCCGCGUCCAUGCUUGCUGGCACGCCCUACUCACUCGCGUCUCUCGAGCUCCAGGAGAGGGACAUCACGACGAAUCCGGAGUGGGAGCGGCUCUACCAGUACGAGAUUCCAGUGUUGGCCAAGGUGCUCCCCGACGGGACCGAGGAAGUACUUCCCAGAUUAUCGCCACGUCUAAGUGUUGAGCUCGUACAAAAGAAAAUUUAUUUUGCGUUUGAUCAGUAGGGAGACCGUUCUGGGGGAAACGGUAAUUUUAUUUUAUUAAUUAAUAGCUCCAGCUGUAAGAUUGCCAGUUGUUAUAUUUUCAUGAUUUUGACACAUGAAUUUCAAUUUGCUUGACUUAUGUUUGCAAGGAAUUACUUUAGGUUUGUUCAUUGCUCUGAUGAAAUAUAAAUUAUAUGGAGUGACAUCCAAA
Messenger RNA from Zea mays, 723 nucleotides. RefSeq names its product glutaredoxin 2. The transcript is spliced from 3 exons. The record is from RefSeq and is marked validated. Lineage: Eukaryota; Viridiplantae; Streptophyta; Magnoliopsida; Poales; Poaceae. The coding region runs from base 132 to 533 and encodes 133 amino acids.